AUGGUUGAAGCGAGUGUACGUGUUUUUCAGGGCGGAGUGUCUGCCGAGUGGGUCAGCAGUAGUGGGGGCGGGAUUUAUUGUGUAGGCUUUUCUUUUGUUAGUGAUGUGUUUUAUAAAAAUGUUUUAUUCUUUGACUAUCUAUCUAUCUAUCUCGAUCUUUUCGCAUAUAUUUACUGUCUAUAUAUAUUAUUAAAUCUAUCUAUCUAUCUAUGUAUUUCAGUCUCUUCAUUAUCUAUCUAUCUAUUUCAGUAUCUUCUCUAUCUAUCUAUCUAUCUAUCUAUCUAUCUAUCUAUCUAUUUCAGUCUCUUCAUUAUCUAUCUAUCUAUCUAUCUAUCUAUCUAUCUAUUUCAGUCUCUUCAUUAUCUAUCUAUCUAUUUCAGUCUCUUCAUUAUCUAUCUAUCUAUCUAUCUAUCUAUCUAUCUAUCUAUUUCAGUCUCUUCAUUAUCUAUCUAUCUAUCUAUCUAUCUAUCUAUCUAUCUAUCUAUCUAUUUCAGUAUCUUCCUUAUCUAUCUAUUUAUUUAUCUAUCUAUCGAAUUAAGUUUCUAUCUAUCUAUCUAUCUAUCUAUCUAUCUAUCUAUCUAUCUAUCUAUCUAUCUAUCUAUUUCAGUUUUUCAUUAUCUAUCUCGAUCAUUUCGCAUAUAUUUACUGCCUAUAUAUAUUAUUAAAUCUAUCUAUCUAUCUAUCUAUCAUUUCUAUCUUUUUCAUUUUUCAUUAUUUCUAUCUAUCUAUCUAUCUAUCCAUCUAUCUAUCUAUCUAUCUAUAAGUGCUUCCCGAUCUAACGUCGGCAUAAAGUACACAGCAGGCCGGCCAUUUCUUGAUCACUCUAACCGACUCUCGCUCUCACCGCCGCUGGGACCUUCUUCUGAUGCUGUCCGCUUCGGUCAUCUCCCUAUCGAACAGUGGAGAGCAGCUUCCCGUCUUCGUUUCGCCAAUCGGAUAUACCGACCAACUCUCGGAUGUCGACCGCUGUCAUCAUGUCAGCGAGCUUGA
Molecule: messenger RNA, 990 nt
Organism: Acanthosepion pharaonis
Lineage: Eukaryota; Metazoa; Mollusca; Cephalopoda; Sepiida; Sepiidae
Source: the annotation of a GenBank genome assembly